This is a messenger RNA of Plenodomus lingam JN3, 1908 nucleotides long. RefSeq lists its product as uncharacterized. Gene Ontology annotation, molecular function: ubiquitin protein ligase activity; zinc ion binding; nucleic acid binding. NCBI's taxonomy places the organism in Eukaryota, Fungi, Ascomycota, Dothideomycetes, Pleosporales, Leptosphaeriaceae. Gene Ontology annotation, cellular component: nucleus. The record is from RefSeq and is a predicted model, not a curated record. Gene Ontology annotation, biological process: ubiquitin-dependent protein catabolic process; protein ubiquitination.
AUGCCGUCUUCAGUGUUCUACAAGUUCAAGAACUCAAAAGAGCCCGAACUCAUCUUCUUCGAGGGCACCAGCAUCAGCGUCUUCGAGUUGAAGCGCGAAAUUAUCACCGCCUCCGGUCUCGGCGAUGGCACCGACUUCAACCUCCACAUCUAUCCGGAGCACGACAUGAAUAGCGAGUACAAGGACGAUACCACCCUCAUCCCUCGAUCCGACACAGUCAUCGCUGUCCGCCGGCCGGCUCCCCGUGGCCGCGGCCGUGCCGCUCGUUAUGUGACAGGAAGAGCGCCUGUACGCGCAAUCACGAAAGAGACGAAGCCCGCACCGAGUGCACCCGGCGGUGGCGCUGAGUUGACCGAGACAGACGCCGAAGCUGCCUUCCUAGCCGAGUCCGCUUCGGUCUGGGAUGCACAAAAGGAAGCACUGUCGCACGCGAAACCUGUAUUCCACAAGAAGAAAGCAGUUGUGGUACCGAAUCACGACCCACCACCUGGCUACGUUUGCCGUCGCUGUAACAUCAAGGGUCACUGGAUCCAAGCAUGUCCGACAAACGAUGACCCGGACUUCAAGCCUGUGUUCCAGGCCAAGCGCACAACGGGAAUCCCCCAAUCUUUCCUCAAGAAGGUUGAGAAGCCCAUAGAUGAGGAGGCAGCAAAGGGUGUGAUGCUGAACGCGGAUGGUGAAUACGUCCAGGUGAUGGCGGACACAAAGACAUGGGAGAAAUUUCAGGAAAAGGUCAAUGCCACCAAGGCACAAGCUGCUAGCGCAGACGCGGCUAGCGAGGAAGUUCGUCAGCGUGGACUAGAGUGCUCGAUCGACAAGCGGAUGUUUGUCGAUCCAGUCAAAACCCCAUGUUGUAGUAAGACGUACUGCCGAGAGUGCAUCGACAACGCACUGGCAGAUGGAGAUUUGAUUUGUCCGAAUUGUGCACAGGAGGAUGUUCUUAUGGAUGAUCUUGUUCCUGAUGAGGACAUGGUGAAGUCUAUCAAGGCGUUCGAAGCUGAAAGGGCCAAGGCAAAGUUGGACAAGGAGGAAAAGGCCAAGGCAGAAGUCCAAGCGGCGGCAGCAGCAGCAGUUGAAUCAGCAUCGUCGACCAACAAUGAACAUGAGAAUUCUGCCCCCCAGACUGCUACUGACGUGCCCAUACUCUCUGUUGCAGAAGCGGCGAAAACGUCGUGUACCAGUCCAGGCCCAGGUGGGCCUGGUAAUGGCUCGGACACUGAGUCGACCAGUUCCAAGAAGCGCAAAUCACCACCUACAGAGAUUCAGCCACCGUCGGCGCCCAAGGCGAUGCGGCAGCAGAAAGAGCAAGAAGCACGACAAGCUUCAAACCCGGCGGCGCAAAUGGAGCAGGAAUUCAUCAAACAAAUGGAAGCUUUGAAGAACGCGCCAGCCAAUAUGAAUAUGCCUAUGCCUAUGCCUCUGCCCAUGUCCAUGUCCAUGCCGAUGAUGGGCGGUAUGCCUGGGAUGUCGAAUAUGCCAAACAUGGCCAAUGGUGGUGGUGGUAUGCAUGGCAACAUGGGCUUCCCAGCGCCGCCUUUCCAGUCCAACAUGGGAUUCAACCAUGGACCGAUGAUGAACGGACAGAUGAUGGGUAUGUCUAUGCAGAUGCAGCCGAUGCAGAUGCAGAACGCGAUGAUGAACGGGGGCAUGAACGGGGGCAUGGGAAAUUUUGGUGGGAUGAUGAAUCAGGCGGGUCAAGAUCAGGGCCAGGCGCAGUGGAAUGGCGGGGGACAGAAUGGGGGAUUCCAUGGUGGUUAUGGAAAUGGGGGGAUGAAUGGGAUGAGCAAUGGGAUGCAUGGGUAUGGGCAGGGUGUACAGGGUGAUUACAACGAUGCGUAUGAUCGACAACCUGUGAAUCCCAGGCAUAGAAAUAGAAAGAGUAGGGCGCCAGACUUCCGGUAUCUCUAA